AUGUUACAAUUGUGGACAUUCUGGCCAUCGAGUGCGCGAUUGUCCACAGGUUUUUCACUAACUGGAACCUGUGAUGGUGGCCAUUCCAGUAUACAAAAUCCAUCAAUAACAUCCCACAAAUCAUCGAGUCCCAUUUACAUCAAAGUCCAAGUAAAUCAAACACCCCAACAUGCUAUAAUCGAUACGGGAUCCGCGGUCAGCAUCAUCCACCAACAAUUAUUGAAGAAGAUUCAUCAUAAGAAAUUUAUUUACAAACGCAAAAUCCAUGCAUCGGCCAGUUGCACAUCUGUCAAUAUUAUCGGCGAAAUUCAUCUUGAGAUCAAAAUACAGGGACACAAAACAUGGAUAGUCGCCGAUGUUGCGACAAAUCUCGUUACAGAUUUAUUACUUGGGACUGAUUGGAUAAAACAAAACAGCGUUAUUAUUGAUUCUCCACAACAACGUGUUAUUCUAGUCAACAAAUAUCACAAGGUAAUAGCAUAUACACCGUUCGUCGAACCUCCCGAUAUUCGUUUUCCUGUAUUUUUAAUUGAUCAAAUUACCCUUCCACCAUACUCAGAACAAUGUAUUGAUGUAAAAGUCCCGUCGCUUUUCGGUAAUGUUAGCAAUGUUAUGUUCGAAUCAACACCUCACUUAUACUCCAAAUCAAUAUUCGCGGCGAAUGCAUUGAUUAAGGCUGAGCAUCACAAAACACGGAUUAUAGUCAUUAACGCCUCUGAUCGUCAACGUACAUUAUCCAAACAUACGCGAUUAGGUGCAAUAUCAUAUCAACCGGAAUCCAAUGUCUGUCUCACGAUACCAAUGACAUCGAAUAAGAGGAACGUCCGACUAUCGGACCGAUCCUGUGUUCAGUCAUCACUCACCCACGGGACGAAUGACCAUAAUUCAAUGAGUCGUUCCUGGGACUUGCCACUCUCAGCGGACAGCAAAAUCCGUUCGGCGGAUUCUUCCUGCACGGUACAACCAGUCGAUUGCCGUAAGCAUCGAUGUUAUGUUUGUCAAGCAAAAUUUUUAUCCAGCAAUGAUUUACAGAAACACCUUCGUCAACAAUUACAACAAAGUCUAUGGCGACACGGACAAUUAUUUGACCUGCGUCAACCCUCUAUAAUUAAAACAACGGUUCGUCAUGCUAUCGAAACAGGAAAUCAUCCACCCGUAUAUACUCCAGCAUAUCGCGUCUCAUAUAAAGAUGAGCAAAUACAACGUGAUGAAAUUAAUAAAUUGUUAAAACAAGGAAUAAUCGAAGAAUCCACCUCUCCAUGGUCAUCACCUAUUGUUCUCGUUCGAAAGAAGGAUGGAUCUAUGCGAUUUUGUAUCGAUUUUCGAAAGCUCAACAGUAUAACCACAAAAGAUGCAUUCCCAAUUCCUCGAAUUGAUGAUAUUUUCGAUCAUUUAGCACAAGCUGAAUAUUAUACCACGAUUGACUUCAAGUCAGGUUAUUUUCAAGCUGGACUUGAUCCGAGAGAUCGUCCCAAAACAGCAUUCUCCACUCGAGAUCAACAUCUUCAAUUUACCGUAUUACCUCGAGGCGUUACAAAUGGACCGCCAGCAUUCCAACGAAUAGUUAGUCAAAUACUAGGACCUACACGUUGGCAAUAUUCCUUAGCAUAUCUAGACGAUGUGAUUAUAUACUCACAAACAUUCGAACAGCAUUUAGUACAUCUCAAUGAUAUAUUAAAUCGCCUAAAUCAAGCGUAUUUUCGACUAAAUGUCGAUAAAUGUCAUAUAGCCAAGACGACUAUCAACUUCCUCGGACAUUGCGUUGAACACGGUAAUAUCCGGCCUAAUUCUGAUAACAUCCGUGCAUUAUUAGAAACUCCGCUUCCCAGAACAGCGAAGGAAACCUUUCGAUUCGUAAAGGCAGCUGAAUACUACCGCAAAUUUAUACCCGGAUUCACGAAGAUAGCUCAACCAUUACAUAAAUUCGCACCGACCACGAAAGAACAACGAUGUAAAAAGUCAAAAUCUUUACCCGUCACUUUAUCCGAUGACGAACUCAACGCA
This is a messenger RNA of Didymodactylos carnosus, 2004 nucleotides long. Lineage: Eukaryota; Metazoa; Rotifera; Eurotatoria; Philodinida; Philodinidae. The record is from the annotation of a GenBank genome assembly.